Tinamus guttatus (white-throated tinamou) is the source of this 1719-nucleotide messenger RNA. RefSeq names its product RAN binding protein 9 (gene RANBP9). The record is from RefSeq and is a predicted model, not a curated record. Lineage: Eukaryota; Metazoa; Chordata; Aves; Tinamiformes; Tinamidae. Gene Ontology annotation, molecular function: protein binding.
GUGGACGAGCAGGAGACGCCGCUGCCGCGCUCCUGGAGCCCCAAGGACAAAUUUAGCUACAUCGGCCUCUCGCAGAACAACCUGCGCGUGCACUACAAAGGUCAUGGGAAAACUCCAAAAGAUGCUGCUUCUGUUCGAGCUACACACCCUAUACCUGCAGCCUGUGGAAUAUACUAUUUUGAAGUUAAAAUUGUCAGUAAGGGAAGAGAUGGUUACAUGGGAAUUGGGCUUUCGGCACAGGGUGUGAACAUGAAUAGACUACCAGGUUGGGAUAAACACUCAUAUGGUUACCAUGGAGAUGAUGGACAUUCGUUCUGUUCCUCUGGAACCGGACAACCCUACGGCCCAACGUUUACUACGGGUGACGUUAUUGGUUGUUGUGUCAACCUUAUCAAUAAUACCUGCUUCUACACAAAGAAUGGACACAGCUUGGGCAUCGCUUUCACAGACUUACCGCCAAACUUGUACCCUACAGUAGGCCUUCAAACACCAGGAGAGGUUGUGGAUGCUAAUUUUGGACAACAUCCAUUUGUAUUUGAUAUUGAAGACUACAUGCGAGAAUGGAGAACCAAAAUUCAAGCACAGAUUGACAGAUUUCCCAUAGGAGAUCGGGAAGGAGAGUGGCAGACAAUGAUUCAGAAAAUGGUCUCAUCUUACUUAGUUCACCAUGGAUACUGUGCAACAGCAGAGGCAUUCGCCAGGUCCACAGACCAGACUGUGCUAGAAGAAUUAGCUUCCAUUAAAAAUAGACAAAGAAUUCAGAAAUUGGUUUUAGCAGGAAGAAUGGGAGAAGCCAUUGAAACAACACAACAGUUGUAUCCAAGUUUACUAGAAAGAAAUCCUAAUCUCUUAUUUGCAUUAAAGGUGCGCCAGUUCAUAGAGAUGGUGAAUGGUACUGACAGCGAAGUGCGGUGUUUGGGAGGCCACAGUCCAAAAUCUCAAGAUAGUUACCCUGUUAGCCCCCGGUCAUUUAGCAGUCCUAGCAUGAGCCCCAGCCAUGGAAUGAAUAUUCACAGUUUGGCAACAGGAAAAGGGAGCAGCACACACUUUUCUGGUUUUGAAAGUAGCUGCAGUAAUGGAGUAAUAUCAAACAAAGCGCAUCAAUCUUACUGUCACAGUAAACACACAACCACCAGCUUGAAUGUACCAGAACUCAACAACAUAAAUGUAUCAAGAUCGCAGCAGGUUAACAGCUACUCCAGCAAUGAUGUAGACAUGGAAACAGAUCACUACUCCAAUGGGGUUGCUGAGGCUUCAUCCAAUGGCUUCCUAAAUGGUAGUUCUAAACAUGAUCACGAAAUGGAAGAAUGUGACACAGAAAUGGAAGUAGAUUCCAGUCAGCUACGGCGGCAGCUCUGCGGCGGCAGCCAAGCGGCUAUCGAAAGAAUGAUCCACUUUGGGAGAGAGUUGCAAGCAAUGAGCGAGCAGCUAAGAAGAGAGUGCGGCAAAAACACAGCGAAUAAGAAAAUGCUGAAGGAUGCGUUCAGUUUACUUGCGUAUUCCGAUCCCUGGAGCAGUCCUGUGGGAAACCAGCUUGACCCGAUACAAAGAGAACCUGUGUGCUCAGUGCUCAAUAGUGCAAUACUAGAGACUCACAAUCUGCCAAAGCAGCCGCCCCUCGCCCUCGCCAUGGGCCAGGCAUCGCAGUGUCUGGGCCUCAUGGCUCGCUCGGGAAUCGGCUCGUGCGCGUUCGCCACCGUGGAGGACUAUCUGCACUAG